CAUUUAUAACAUUAAAAAAUUAUACUAUAUGAAAUGAUAAUUCUGAAAGCAUUUAGAUUAGUAUUUAUUUAGUUAUUAGUAUUAUUUUUUUUUAAAUCUACUAGCAAUUAGUAGGUAGAUUAGGUGAGAUAAUGAUGUGGGUGAAAUUUGUAUGUAAGGAAGUGAUGGAUUAAACAUUUAAACAUGGGAAUAAGUGAUUUGGCUUUAUUACACCUAAACUUAGUUUGUUUAGUUCCUUAACUUUAUGUACGAACCACCGACGCGACUUCAUCAUUAAAAGUCAGCAGGGUUAAUACAAGAAAAAUUGUCUCGUCUCAACGAAAAUAAAAGAGACUAUAAUUCCUCUAACACAAGGCUCCAAACCACAAAAAUCCACUCAAUUUAUGGGCACCAGCUUUAGAGAUAUAAAGUGGAAUGUGAAAAGCUAAGCUUCCAAAGAUAAGAGAGAGAGAGCAAUUCCUUCUCCUCCCCCACGGCCCCCAAUAUCUUCAGUAGAAGAAUUCAUGGAAGACUUUAGAUCUAAAUCAUGUGGCGAUGGAAGAAUGCAGCAGAUAGAGAGUUAUAACGGACCCACUUCGUCGUAUGGGAAUGGUAUCCAUAGCAUGCAAGAUCUCAGGUGUUACAGUGCAUCCUAUGCCUCAAAUGUGCGCCAAUGCCAGACCCAGAUGCAUAAUAACGAUACUAAGUUAAAAAAAGUCAAGUACACAAGUGGGUCUUCUUCUAAAAGCUGGAGUUUGAAUGAUCCGGAGUUGCAGAGGAAGAAGAGGGUAGCUAGCUACAAGGUUUACGCUGUUGAAGGGAAAGUGAAAGGAUCUUUCAAGAAGAGUUUUAGGUGGCUCAAGGAAAGGUACACUAGGGUAGUUUAUGGGUGGUGGUAAAAUUUAUACUUGCUUGCUUGGUUGUCUGUGAAGGAAUUUAUGGGUAAAAAUCAAUUAUGUAUGAACUCUCUAACGAAAUGCUCCUCUCCUUUCCUGCACUGUUGAAUUAAUAAUCGUUCUAUUUUGCUUUGUAUACUUAUUAGCUUUGCGUUCUAUCUGUAAUUUUGAGGCUCAUUUCGUCUUCUAAAAAAUGUAAGCUAUCUGAUUUCUGAAGGCAUAUAUAUAUAUAUAUAUAUAUAUGUACAUGAAAAUUUGGAACAUCAAUACAAUCAUAGGUUAUAGAUUUGUGGUUUAAAUCUCGGCAAAAAAAAAAAAAAAAGGGACUUGGUGGUUUAAGUGGUUUGGGAUCACUUUUCGUAGAAUUCAAUGCAGACCGCCAAUGGAACUAUCUAUUCCAUUUAUUGGUUACUUCGGCAAUUUAUUAUUUCAAGCCAACUUACCAUGGCUAUGGAUGUUUUGUUACAACUACCAUCUUGAUUCCGUAAGAAUAAAAAUGUUUCAAGUGGAGAGUGCCAAGGUAAAAUGGAAAUGAAAACAGACAAACCAAUGAAAAAGCAAUGGUUAUGAUUAUCAUGUCCUGCGUUUAAGUUCCCUUAGUUCACAGGAACAGAAUCUUGAUUAUCAUGUCCUGAAUCCUACUUUCCGUUAUUAUGUAUGUAUGUAUACAUAUACAUAUGUCCACUAUAAAGAACAAAUAAUCCAUAAAUUUGCCUUACCAGCAUUGACACAAAGAAAAAAAAAA
Messenger RNA from Durio zibethinus, 1620 nucleotides. RefSeq lists its product as uncharacterized. Lineage: Eukaryota; Viridiplantae; Streptophyta; Magnoliopsida; Malvales; Malvaceae. The record is from RefSeq and is a predicted model, not a curated record.